Messenger RNA from Didymosphaeria variabile, 1419 nucleotides. RefSeq lists its product as uncharacterized. The coding region runs from base 1 to 1419 and encodes 472 amino acids. Gene Ontology annotation, cellular component: fungal-type vacuole membrane. The transcript is spliced from 4 exons. Gene Ontology annotation, molecular function: calcium:proton antiporter activity. The record is from RefSeq and is a predicted model, not a curated record. Gene Ontology annotation, biological process: calcium ion transmembrane transport; intracellular calcium ion homeostasis. Lineage: Eukaryota; Fungi; Ascomycota; Dothideomycetes; Pleosporales; Didymosphaeriaceae.
AUGUCGUCUCGCCGGUCGCGAUCUUCACGCGAGUACGCGCAAGAACCCAAGUCCGAGGUGCCCCAUGGCAACAGUAACGGCCACCGUCACCACAUGCACCUGCCGCGUUUCAAUCACAAUGGCCACGAAGUCACACCAGGCAUCGAGCCUGAGGGGGAGAGCGGCAGAAAGGGCUUCCACCCGUUCAAGUUUUUGAGGAUUUCCUUCAAAAGCAACAGUCUCAUCUCCAGCUGCGUCAACAUUCUGUGGCCCAUGGUGCCCGUCGCUAUCGCCUUGCACUUUGCCCUCCCGGACAGCCCACGGAGUCAUCUUGCCAUCUUCAUCACCAACUUCAUCGCCAUGAUACCCGCCGCCAACACUGUGGGCUUCUGCGGCUCGGAGCUCGCUCGCAAAAUGCCCAAGGUCCUCGGUGUCAUUGCCGAGACUACGCUUGGUUCUGUAGUCGAGAUCGUCCUCUUCAUGGUGUUACUGGUAACAGGCAGGGAUGAAAAUGUCCCCGUCAUUCGAGCUGCUAUCCUGGGUUCAAUCCUUGCCAACAUGCUGUUGUGCUUGGGCUUCUGUUUCAUGGCUGGCGGGCUCAAAGGCGGUGAACAAUCGUUCCAUGAGGCUAUUUCAGAGGCUGGUAGCGGUCUCAUGCUCGUCGCCGCAAUGGGCUUGAUCCUUCCAACCGUCUACUACAACGCUUUGAAUGGUCGCACAGACCUCGAACUCGCUACCGAGGAGAUAGGCACCGAAAUGUUAAAGAUCUCGCGUGCGACCGCCAUCAUCCUCCUUAUUGCUUAUCUUGUCUUCCUCCUCUUUCAACUAAAGUCGCACGACAAUCUGUUCCACGAAAUCUACGAGCAGGACGAACUCGUGGACAAGGAUCGCCACAAAGAGCUGGCCAAACCUAAGCUAACCCUGACGGAGUGUAUCGUGGGUCUUUUGAUCUCGCUAGCUUGUGUUUCGAUGAUCGCCGUUUUCUUGGUCAUCGAGAUCCCCCAUAUGGUGGAGCAGCGUCACAUUAGCGAUGCCUUCAUGGGUCUUAUUCUUGUUCCCGUCGUAGAGAAAGCUGCAGAACACUUACUCGCCAUCGAUGAGGCAUGGGAUGGUCAGAUGAACUUAGCUCUCGCUCACGUUCUCGGUGCCUCGAUCCAGACCGCACUUUUCAACACCCCACUUGUCAUCAUUGUCGGUUGGGGCCUCAACAUCGGCAUGGACAUGCGUUUCGAAAUCUUCGACUCGGUUUCUCUGGUCCUCGCUGUGCUCGUUGUAGGGUCCUUCCUGCGCGACAGGAAGUCCAACUAUCUGGAGGGCAGUCUGCUCAUCUGCAUCUAUGUCAUCAUCGCCAUCGCUGCCUUCUACUACCCUGACCCUCCUCACCAUGCCAGCGGCGGUGAGUCUGGUGAGACAGCGAGCCACGAGAGGCGUUUCUUCUAG